CCAUGCAACUUAUUUCUAAGAAAAGCAAAGUGUCUGUACUUGGUAAGGGACACGUUUUAAUGAAUAUUUAUAAUUAUGAUGGAUAAAUACCCCAUGGCAAAGUCCCCCCUGACCUGCAGGACCAGGAGAGAUCUGCUGUGAGUCCGAGCUGAUAAAGAAUUCCGGAUUUCUGAUACCUCCAGUUCCAUCAGGGAGUUCACUCCAGCUGAUUUUGUGUCCCACCCUGGUCCCUGUGGCCUCUCCACUCCAUGGCCCCCCUGGCACAGACCCUGGCACUGCUGGCAAUGACCGUGGCCACCACAGCUGUGGAGGUGGUGACCCUGGACAUGGCCCAGGACUCCUUCGAUGACCAGUACCGGGGCUGUGGCCCUGCCAUGACCGCGGCAUUGCCGGCCCUCAACGGCUCCGAGUUCCAGCAGAACCCUCUCUUUGCCCAGGCCUGGGUGAAGGCCAGAGCCAAGUGGCAGAGUCGGGGGUCCCCUGUGUCCCCUCUGUCAUCCCCAGCCCAGGCCAUCGCCCUCAUGGCCUACACGAUGGAUGACGUGUACAGAGAGUUCAACGCGGCCGUGCGCACGGCUGGGUCCUCCAGCCAGGAAUACCGGGACAACUUCCACUUCAAAACGCUGCAUUUCCUGCUGACCCAGGCACUGGCCACACUGAGGGACACUCGGGGACCUCAGUGUCACAACGUGUACCGGGGGGUGCGCGGGGUCAUGUUCAAGGCAGAGCACGGUGACAUUGUCCGGUUCGGUCAAUUCACGUCGGCGUCACAGAGUGAAACACUCUCCCAGAUGUUUGGGAGAGACACGGUGUUCCAUGUGCACACGUGCCAUGGUGCAGAAAUCCGGGAAUUCUCCAGCUAUCCUGGCGAGAAGGAGGUGCUGAUCCCACCCUUUGAGACCUUUGAGGUCGUCGAAGAAAGCCAGGAAGGGGAAAGUGCAUGGAUCCAGCUCCGCUCCACCGGGACCUUCAGCAAAUACAGCUGCGAGUGGCUGGGAGGGGACACUACAGGUGGGAGCGUCCCCAGGGCCCCCUUCCAUGUCGGAGGACUCCUCCUGGCCACCACAACCCUGGCAGUGGCCACUGGGAUCCUCUGAGCUACGAGACCACCACGGCCUCCAAGGUCACUGUGGUCACUGUGGCAAGCAUGGCCACCUUGGCACCAAGGUCACUGUCAUCACUGUGGCCACCACGAUCACCAUGACCACCAUGACCCCCAGAGAAACGAGGCCACCAAGGCUACCAAGGCCACCACAGCCACUCUGGCCACCUUGGCAGCUAUUGCCACCAUGAGGUCACUGGGGCCACCACUGUUACGGUGGCAACUGCUGCCACCACAGCCACUCUGGCCACCAUGGUCACUGUAACCACCAAGGCCACUGUGGCCACCUUGAUCACCAAGACUCCUUGAGCCACAAAGGUACAACAGCCACUGGGACCACUGUGGCCAUCAGUAUCAUUGUGCAAAGCAAUUCUAAUAAAUAAUUCUAUCAAAACAA
Messenger RNA from Serinus canaria (Common canary), 1499 nucleotides. RefSeq names its product erythroblast NAD(P)(+)--arginine ADP-ribosyltransferase-like. The transcript is spliced from 3 exons. The record is from RefSeq and is a predicted model, not a curated record. Gene Ontology annotation, molecular function: NAD+ poly-ADP-ribosyltransferase activity; NAD+-protein-arginine ADP-ribosyltransferase activity. Lineage: Eukaryota; Metazoa; Chordata; Aves; Passeriformes; Fringillidae. The coding region runs from base 249 to 1097 and encodes 282 amino acids.